This is a messenger RNA of Elgaria multicarinata webbii, 3785 nucleotides long. It is a transcript of the gene LARS1, whose product is annotated as leucyl-tRNA synthetase 1. Gene Ontology annotation, molecular function: aminoacyl-tRNA deacylase activity; leucine-tRNA ligase activity; ATP binding. Lineage: Eukaryota; Metazoa; Chordata; Lepidosauria; Squamata; Anguidae. The coding region runs from base 83 to 3604 and encodes 1173 amino acids. The record is from RefSeq and is a predicted model, not a curated record. Gene Ontology annotation, biological process: leucyl-tRNA aminoacylation. The transcript is spliced from 32 exons.
GGGGCACCGGCGGCGUGGAGUGGAAAAGGAUAUAGUCGAGAGAGCAGCUGUUGGUUGAAAACGCUCAGAGUGACACGGAGCGAUGACGGAACGGAAGGGGACAGCUAAAUUAGACUUCUUAAGGAAGAUUGAAAAGGAAGUCCAACAGAAGUGGCAGGAUGAUGGAGCAUUUGAGGUUAAUGCUGCAAGCCACCAAAGCUCUGGAAAAUACUUUGCCACCUUUCCAUAUCCAUACAUGAAUGGCCGACUUCACCUGGGACACACGUUUUCCUUAUCUAAGUGUGAGUUUGCCAUUGGGUACCAGAAGCUAAAAGGAAAAAGCUGCCUGUUCCCUUUUGGACUGCAUUGUACUGGCAUGCCCAUUAAGGCAUGUGCAGAUAAGUUGAAAAGAGAAAUGGAGCUGUAUGGAUGUCCACCGGAAUUCCCUGAUGAAGAGGAGGAGGAGGAAGAGGAGGAGACGAAGGGGGAAGAAAUGGUCAUCAAAGACAAGGCUAAAGGAAAAAAGAGUAAGGCUGCUGCCAAGACUGGCUCUUCCAAAUAUCAAUGGGGAAUCAUGAAGUCUUUGGGCCUCUCUGAUGAAGAAAUAGUGAAGUUUUCAGAGGCUGAACAUUGGCUUGAAUACUUCCCACCUCUGGCUAUUCAAGAUUUAAAGAGUAUGGGACUGAAGGUGGAUUGGAGGCGUUCUUUCAUUACCACUGAUGUCAACCCAUACUAUGAUUCUUUUGUACGAUGGCAAUUUUUAACCCUGAGGGAAAGAAAUAAAAUUAAAUUUGGAAAAAGAUACACUAUUUAUUCACCAAAAGAUGGACAGCCGUGCAUGGAUCAUGACAGGCAAACAGGGGAGGGUGUAGGACCUCAGGAAUACACUCUUAUCAAAAUGAAGGUGGUCGAACCUUAUCCUGUGAAAUUAAGUGGCCUUAAAGGAAAGAAUAUCUUCUUGGUAGCUGCUACUCUCAGACCAGAGACCAUGUUUGGGCAGACUAACUGCUGGGUUCGCCCCGAUAUGAAGUACAUUGGCUUUGAGACCCUGAAUGGGGAUAUUUUUAUUUGCACGCAGAGAGCUGCCAGGAAUAUGUCCUACCAGGGCUUCACAAAAACCAAUGGAGUGGUGCCUGUUGUGAAGGAGCUGAUGGGAGAGGAGAUCCUUGGAGCUGCACUCUAUGCCCCUCUAACAUCCUACAAAGUUAUCUAUACUCUUCCUAUGCUGACUAUUAAGGAAGAUAAAGGCACCGGAGUGGUCACAAGUGUUCCAUCCGAUUCCCCAGAUGACAUUGCGGCCCUGAGAGACUUGAAGAAAAAACAGGCAUUUCGGGCAAAGUAUGGCAUCAAAGAUGAAAUGGUCCUCCCUUUUGAACCAAUGCCCAUCAUUGAGAUCCCAGGCUACGGCAACCUUUCUGCUCCAGUACUGUGUGACGAGCUUAAGAUACAGAGUCAAAAUGACAGAGAGAAGCUUGCAGAAGCCAAGGAGAAACUAUACCUGAAAGGAUUUUAUGAAGGAAUAAUGCUUGUGGAUGAAUUCAAGGGUCAGAAGGUCCAGGAUGUUAAGAAGCCUAUUCAGAAGAAGAUGGUGGACAAUGGUGAAGCAAUGAUUUAUAUGGAGCCAGAGAAACAAGUCACAUCUAGAUCUGCCGAUGAGUGUGUGGUGGCUCUUUGUGACCAAUGGUACUUGGACUAUGGUGAGGAAACGUGGAAGCAGCAGGCUUAUGAGUGCCUGAAAAACCUUGAGACGUUUUGUGAAGAGACCAGAAGGAACUUUGAAGCUACUCUAGGCUGGCUGCAGGAACAUGCCUGCUCAAGGACCUAUGGAUUAGGUACUCGUUUGCCUUGGGAUGAGCACUGGUUGAUAGAAUCUCUCUCUGAUUCGACUAUCUACAUGGCCUUCUAUACGGUUGCUCAUCUCCUCCAGCAGGGAGAUCUCCGUGGACAAGGCGAGUCUCCGUCAGGCAUUAGGGCAAACCAGAUGUCCAAAGAAGUGUGGGACUACAUCUUCUUUAAGACGGCUCCAUUUCCUGCAACAAGAAUCCCCAAGGAAACUUUGAAUAAACUAAAGGAGGAGUUUGAAUUUUGGUAUCCAGUGGAUCUCCGUGCUUCUGGCAAGGACCUCGUUCCAAACCACUUGUCAUACUACCUUUAUAACCAUGUGGCCAUGUGGCCGGAUCAAAGUGAAAAAUGGCCUCUAGCUGUAAGAGCAAAUGGACAUCUCCUCCUGAAUUCAGAGAAGAUGUCUAAAUCUACAGGCAACUUUCUCACUUUGAGCGAAGCUGUUGAGAAGUUUUCUGCUGAUGGCAUGCGGCUGGCGUUAGCUGAUGCAGGUGAUACUGUUGAAGAUGCAAACUUCGUGGAAGCCGUGGCAGAUGCUGGCAUCCUCCGCCUGUACACAUGGGUGGAAUGGGUGAAGGAAAUGCUUGCCAACUGGGACAGUUUAAGAAGCGGGCCUGCCACCACUUUCAAUGACAGGGUCUUUGCCAGUGAAAUGAAUGCAGGUAUAAUGAAGACAGAUCAAAACUAUGAGAAGAUGAUGUUUAAGGAAGCUCUUAAAACCGGGUUCUUUGAAUUUCAGGCAGCAAAAGACAAGUACCGCGAGCUAGCUAUAGAAGGGAUGCACAGGGACCUGGUGCUCCAAUUUAUUGAAUCUCAGACGCUCUUGUUAGCUCCUGUCUGCCCCCAUGUGUGUGAACAUAUUUGGACAUUGCUGGGCAAGGCGGGCUCCAUCAUGAAAACAUCCUGGCCAGUGCCUGGCCCUGUGGAUGAAAUACUCAUCCGCUCCUCCCAGUACCUCACAGAGGUAGCCCAUGAACUCCGUCUGCGCCUCAAAAGCUACAUGGCACCAGCGAAAGGAAAGAAGGGCAAUAAAGAAGCACCUCAGAAGCCUUCCCACUGUACCGUUUACGUGGCCAAGAACUACCCACCAUGGCAGCACACGACUCUGUCUGUCCUGCGCAAGCAUUAUCGGACCAACGGAGGGCAGCUACCAGACAACAAAAUAAUUGCCAGCGAACUCAAUUCCUUGCCAGAGUUGAAGAAAUACAUGAAAAGGGUUAUGCCUUUUGUUGCGAUGAUUAAGGAAAAUCUGGAGAAGAAAGGGCCACGUGUCCUUGAUCUACAGCUGGAGUUCGACGAACGGGCUGUCCUUGUGGAGAACAUUGUCUACCUGACAAAUUCUUUGGAGCUGGAACAUAUAGAGUUGAAGUUUGCUUCUGAAGGAGAUGAGAAAAUUAAAGAAGAUUGCUGUCCCGGAAAACCAUUCUGCACGUUCAGAGUAGAACCUGGCGUGUCUGUCUUUUUGGUAAAUCCUCAACCAGCAAAUGGCCACUUUUCUACCAAAAUUGAGGUCAGGCAAGGAGAUGGUCGAGAUGCAAUAAUCAGACGCUUGAUGAAGGUGGACAGAGGAAUCAAAGAUCUUUCCAAAGUGAGAUUAAUGCGCUUUGACGAUCCUCUCCAGGGCCCUCGUCGUGUUCCUGUCCUCGGAAAAGAAGAUGCUGAGAAAUCCCCCAUUUUAGAGCAAGCUGUCUUUCACAUAGACCUCGCUGAAAAGCGGGUCCGGCUCACUGAGAAUGGGCGGACAACAGAUAUUGGGGAUACGCUUGUCUAUAUAGUUAAUUAGGUUUUGCACAGAGGGCUUUAUCAGUGAUGAAUCUUUAAAUAACAUCAGUGGCUUCUAAGCUGUCUAGUGGACCACAGCAAGUUUGAAUUUCCAGGUUGGGGUGGGGAAGGGAAUUAAACUUUGCAUGUAGAUCAAGCUCCUGCAAUUUUUAAAUGUGCUUAUAAUAAAUCUAUUUUCCAUC